CUAGUACUUCGGCAAAAAUCCUCGGAUCUGCUGCUCCUUCGCGUCGCACUGCCUCGGCUACCAGCUUCUUCGUCUGCCUUCUCACUCGGAAUCGUGCUCGGGCCUUUUUAACUUUGGCUGUCACCAUCCUCAUCCCAUCUAACUGAUGUUGGGCAAAAAUUCUAUUGCGCGCCUCCAGAUAUGCCGCAUCUUUUCCUCGUACGGACCGCUCCGCUGUCAUCCUGGUGGGCACCUGUGUCGAGCGCGAUUCGCCCACUUGCUCCGCACUCCGACGGCCGUUUCCCGUGCAAUCGGGACAUGUUGGACUAUAGGUGUCGGGCCUGCCACACCUAUAACAGAAGACGCGCCUUUCCGGUGACAUGCAGUCGCGGAAACUAUGGCCGGCUUGUCUGCAGUUCCAGCAAACUAACGCCUGUUGCGGACGCCUUGCCAAACGCGCCUCUUCAACUACGCCGAAAUCCGCCGACUCCUCGCCGUUAGUGUCGUCGACCAACUCCUCCACUGCCGGUGGACGGUUUCCGCCACUAAAACGUGUGCCGCUGCGUGUUGGGAACACGCCUUCUCGCCGCUGGACCAUAGCUUCCACCUCUACGCAUUCGUCACAUGGUGCUGUGUGGAGACGCGACGCCAGUUUCCUCAUGGCAUGGAAGUACUCCUCAACGCUUUCGCUUGCCUUCUGCCGUCUUUCGCGCAAUUGACGCAUGCGCUCGAAUUCAUCGGCGGCGCCUUUAAAACGGGACAGCAUGCUUCGUUUUAGUUCUGGCCAGCUGUCUGCCCGGUGGUCCCUGACGUACUGCCAGUACCACUCGCGAGCGUGCCCAGUUACUAACAGAUGGAAACUGUUUAAUACUUCGGACCAUG
This is a messenger RNA of Scaptodrosophila lebanonensis, 861 nucleotides long. RefSeq lists its product as uncharacterized. Lineage: Eukaryota; Metazoa; Arthropoda; Insecta; Diptera; Drosophilidae. The record is from RefSeq and is a predicted model, not a curated record. The transcript is spliced from 3 exons. The coding region runs from base 360 to 698 and encodes 112 amino acids.